ACUGGGAUCUGUAGUGUCCCCUCGACGCGCGAUGGAGAACUACCAGAUUUUAGACCAGCUGCCUCCUGGGGCCUUGGGAGUGAACCUGGUGGUGGAAAAGUUAGACACCAAAGACAAGCUCGUGAUAAAGCAGGUGCAAUGCAUCGAUGAACAUCAUUCCAACGAGGCCCUGGAGGAGCUGAUGCCCCUCCUGAAGCUCCAGCACUCGCAUAUUUCCUUGUACCUGGAGAUGUUCAUCAUCUGGAAGAGCUCGAUUUCCUCCCUGUUCCUCUGCCUGGUGAUGGAGUACCACAAGAAGAGCUUCCAGACUGUCAUUGAGGAGAAGAGGAAAGAGAGGGCGGUCAUCAAUUCUAAGUGGCUCCAGAACGUGCUGGGCCAGAUGAUGGACGCUUUGGAUUACCUGCACCAAUUGAACAUCUUACACAGGAACCUCAAGCCCUCCAACAUUGUCCUGGUCAGCCAUGAGCACUGCAAACUGCAGGACUUGAGUUCCCAGGCCUUGAUGACCGACAAAGCCAAGUGGACCGUCCGAGCAGAAGAAGACCCCUUUCAGAAGUCCUGGAUGGCCCCCGAAGCCCUCAAGUUCUCCUUCAGCCAGAAGUCUGACAUCUGGUCUCUGGGUUGUAUCAUUCUGGACAUGGCCAGCUGCUCCUUCAUCAACAACACAGAGGCCCUGCACCUGCGGAAGUCUAUCCGGACAUCCUCAGAUCACCUCCAGGGGGUCCUGAAGACCAUGGAAGAGAGGAAGAUCCCCGACACUAAAAUCUUUGGCUCCAUUUUGCCUUCGAUGCUCCAGAUCAGUCCCUCAGAGCGAAUAGCGAUCCGGGAAGUCAUCCACCUAACCUUCUCAAGCAGCAACUUAAGCUCUUCCAGUGUCAUGAUGACAAUGCACCACCAGGUGGUCCCCACCUUCAUCACUGACUUGAUGCUACAGGGCAGCAUAGCCAGCAUCUUAGAAGUCAUGCAGAUCUACUCCAGCCGGCCUGAAGUCCAGUUCAGGGCUCUGAAGAGGCUCUUGAGCAUGAGUGAAGAAGAGCUAGGUCUGCCAUGGCCAUUGGAGUUGGUGGACAUUAUCACCACCACCAUGCAGCAACACGAGAGGGUCCUGGACAUUCAGCUGUGUGCCUGCUCUCUGCUGCUGCGUGCCCUGGGCCAAGCAUUGCUGCAGCACCCAGAGGCUGAGAUGCCCAGCCACCGAGACAUCCUUGACGUCCUGCUGAGCAUCGCGCGGAGGCACCAGGAGUCGGAGCAGCUCCUGCUGAUGCUCUAUAGCCUGCUCACUAUCAUCGCCAGCCAGGCCUCGGGUGCAGAGGAGCUACAGAAGGCAGGGGCAUUCGAGCUUGCCCUGGAGCACUUGAGCUGCUUCUCCACUAACAGGGACAUCUGCAUCAGUGGCCUGAGCCUGCUCUGGGCCCUCCUGGUAGAUGUUGCUAUCGUGAACAAGGCCCCUCUGGAGAAAGCCUCGGUCCUGACUGCAGAGGUGCUGGCUACCUUCCCCACAGACAUGGAGAUGGCUGAAGCUGGCUGCGGGGUCCUUUGGCUGUUGUCCCUGCAAGGGUACCUGAAGGAGCAGCAGUUUGAACAGAUGGUUGAGCUGUUUUUACAAAGCAUCCGGGUGGGCCAGAACCGAGUCCAGCUGGUGAACAAUGCCUACCGGGGGUUAGCCAGCCUUGCGAAGGUGUCAGAGCUGGCCGCUUUUCACAUGGUGGUGCCACAGGCAGCAGGCAGUGGUCUGGCCCUCAUCCAGGAGACCUACAGCCUGUACAAUGAUGACCCAGAGGUGGUGGAGAACAUGUGCAUGCUGUUGGCCCACCUGGCAGCCUACAAGGAGAUUGCAUGGGAGAUGGUGUCCAGCGGCAUCUGGGCCCUGGUCCAGGAGAUGAAGGGCCGUUUCACUUCCAGUCUGGAGCUGGUGUCCUAUGCAGAGGAAGUACUCCAACACAUGGAGGCAGCCAUGUCCCUUGGAUAUGAAGAUACCGACAGUCAUUGGCUUACUUCUGAGGAGGAAUCGGCCACCUCACAGGACUCCCUCCUUGCCGGACACUCCUCAGUCCCGUCUCAGGUCCAGAUGUCAGAAGUGCUACCAGCAGAAGAGCCACCGUCACUGGGCUAGCGUGCACUUUCUUCUCUCCUUUAUAAGUGACAGGGACCCUACGCCUCAUGGAGUUGGCGUUUGGGGUUCAAGAAUCUGUAGCUACUGUCCCUGGCUCGAUGCGGGCAGUGCUUGGACCCAGAAGUCCUUUCUCAAGUUGGUAAAGAAAGUGAGCCCCACACACUCGUUAAGUAAAAAUCUGUUUUAUGUCCAACAAUCUCA
Molecule: messenger RNA, 2314 nt
Organism: Erinaceus europaeus (western European hedgehog)
Lineage: Eukaryota; Metazoa; Chordata; Mammalia; Eulipotyphla; Erinaceidae
Gene: STKLD1
Product: serine/threonine kinase like domain containing 1
Exons: 19
Coding region: 32-2113 (693 amino acids)
Biological process (GO): protein phosphorylation
Molecular function (GO): ATP binding; protein serine/threonine kinase activity
Source: RefSeq, a predicted model, not a curated record